Molecule: messenger RNA, 1902 nt
Organism: Phyllostomus hastatus (greater spear-nosed bat)
Lineage: Eukaryota; Metazoa; Chordata; Mammalia; Chiroptera; Phyllostomidae
Gene: ICAM3
Product: intercellular adhesion molecule 3
Exons: 8
Coding region: 153-1814 (553 amino acids)
Biological process (GO): cell-cell adhesion
Cellular component (GO): membrane
Molecular function (GO): integrin binding
Source: RefSeq, a predicted model, not a curated record
GACAUCGGCCCUCAGCCCCGCCCCUGCCGCCCGUCAGAGACUCACCGGUACCCACCACCUCGCUGAGCCCCACUUGGGCUCCCCACUCUGGACCUGUGGCACUGCAGGAUAUCCCCCCUGCUCUUCCUGAGGCCUGGGCAAGACUGACCACCAUGGUGCCCUUGGGGCCACUGCCUGGGGCCUGCUGGACUCCACUCAUCUCUCUGCUUCUGGUCUACUGUCUGCUGCCUCCAGGUGCCCAGGGGCAAAAGUUCCUGCUUGAGGUGGAGCCAAAAGACCUGGUUGUACCUGCUGGAGGGUCCCUCUUGGUAAACUGCAGUACAAAGUGCCCCAAUCCUGAACUCAUCAGCCUGGAGACAUUCUUACCCAAGAAGCCAGUGGACAAUGGCCCAGGCUGGGCAGCCUUCUGGCUCAGCAAUGUGACUGUUGAUAGUAAGGUCUUGUGCUCAGGCUUCUGCAAUGGCUCGCAGAUGGCAAGCUCUUCUAACAUCACAGUGUACCGGUUUCCGAAGCAUGUGGAGCUGGCAUCCAUGUCCCCGUGGAAGCCUGUGGGCAAAAACCUCACCUUGCGCUGCUUGGUGACAGGUGGAGCACCCAGAACUCACCUCUCUGUGUUGCUGCUCCGUGGGGAAGAGGUGCUGAGUCGGCAGCUGGCAGUUGGCGAGCCUGCAGAAGUCACAGCCACAGUGCUAGUCAGCAGAAAUGAUCACGGUGCCAAUUUCUCUUGCCGCACAGAACUGGACCUGAGGCCCCAAGGGCUGGGACUGUUUCAGAACAACUCAGCCCCAGGCCAUGUCCGAACCUUUGUCCUGCCUGUGAUGCCUCCUCGUCUCAUUGUUCCCCGGUUCUUGGAGGUAGGAACAUCCUGGCUUGUGGACUGCACCCUGGAUGGGCUGUUUCCGGCCUCAGAGGCCCAGGUCCAACUGGCACUGGGGGACCAGAUGCUGAAUCCCGAAGUCUCAAGCCAAGGUGACACACUCAAGGCCACAGCCACAGUCACAGCAAACACUGAGCUGGAAGGCACACGGAAGAUUGUCUGCAAUGUGACCCUGGGGGGCAAAAGCCAGGAGACUCAGGAGAACCUGACCAUCUACAGCUUCUGGGGGCCCAUCAUGAACCUGAGUGAGACCAUCAGGAACCUGAGCGAGCCCACGGUCCUUGAGGGGACCACAGUGAAUGUGACUUGCGCUGCUGGAGCCCGAGUCCAGGUCAUGCUGGACGGAGCUCCAGCUGUGACCCCGGGGCAGCUCGCCCUGCUUCAGCUAAAUGUCACCCAGAAGGACGACAAACGCAGCAUCUUUUGCAAUGCCACCCUGGAGGUGGAUGGGAUGGUCUUGCACAGGAACAGGAGUGUCCAGCUGCGUGUCCUGUAUGGUCCUAAGAUUGACCCAGCCAAAUGUCCUCAGAACUUGACGUGGAAAGAUAGAACGACCCAAGUCCUGCAGUGCCAGGCUUCUGGCAACCCGGUUCCCCAGCUACAGUGUUUGCACAAAGUCUCCAAGGUUCCGGUUCCCGUCGGGGUCCCAUUCCGCAUUACCUUAAAACAUAAUGGCACCUACUACUGCUGGGCGGCCAACUCACAGGGCACGUACAAUAUCACCGUGGUGAUAAAUGUUCAGGCUCGGUACCGGAACCCCCUCACCAUCACCAUCAUCAUGGCGGUGUUCGUGAUCCUGGGCUUUCUGAUUGUCACCACAGCCUUAGUAUACGUCUUCAGGGGGCGUAGUGACAUCUACCGUGUGAAUCGGGGGAACAACUUUUUGCCACUCAAAUCUAAACAGCCUGACGAGGCGCUGGGAGAGCAGCCAACCUGAGCCUCGCACCACCGGGUAAUGGGUCUACAACGACAGGAAUUUGUCUGUAUCCCAGGGUUCCGCAACAAUAAAGCCCUCAAAAUCCGGA